GGUAAAAUGGAAAACACAAACAAUGAUAAUUCUCUACUGAAACACCCAAUUAAACCACUGUUUGCUGCUGGUAGCAGUGGUGGUUUGUUCCCAUCUGCUACGGCUCUAUAUCCAGAAUCACAAGAUUCAUGCAUAUCACAUACUGACAAAGUUGGUUUGGAAUCCCUUAGACUUGAACUUGCACCUUCAACAUUGAGUGCUAUAAUUGCUGCACAGAAAUCACUUGAUGAAAUAGGAAAAGAUAAAGAAAGUACUGAAUUAAAGCAAAAAGAUUUACAAGGUUCAAGCAAAAGGAAAUCUCCUACACAUGAAGACAGAUCUUCAGAAGAUGGAUCAUCUCCAGAGCCUACUAAAAGAUCCAAAGACAGUAAAAAAGUUAAAAAGAAAAAGAAAAAGCAGAAAAAAAGAAAACAUCACUCCCCCGGUCCAAGUCCAACCCCUGAACAAAAGGUACAUCCCCCUCAAGUGAAGAUCCCAACUGGAGCAAUUUUCCUAGAGGAUAUUCCUGAUCUUAAACCAGAGCACGCAUUUCGUACAGACAGAAGACAAAAUAAGGAUCUCUGGAACUACGGGUCAGUCUCUAAAAGUCACAUUUCCAAAUACAAGACACACAGCUACAACUGUCUUGGUGCUGCUCAUCUUAAGAUUAGAGAGCCUAAAAAAGAUACAAAUAAGCAAACCAAAUGGAGGUAUUUUAAUAAAAAAGUUUUUCAAAAGACCAGAGCACCAGGGAUUAGCACUACAGGAAGUACAAAAACUGGUCCAAUACGUGUACAAGAUUUUAUAGCGUUACCUAAAGCUGAUACAGACUUUUGGAAGACAACUUUAGGCAGUUACAGCUGUUUAGAUCAAGGCACAGCUCAGUACGUAAAGGGCAAAGAUUCAGAUUACAGCAAGCUAAACCUGGAGGUUGAAGACUUUGAGCUGGAUGAAAUAUUCCAGAAAGUUCGCAUCUUUAACCAAAAGACAAGAGAAACACCUCAGAAUGUUCAGCUGUGGCUGGAGUUUGUUCAGUUUCAAGAUGUGGUCGCGCAGGAAGAUAAAAGUUUUAAAGGUCAGACGAUUCGUCUGCGGGAUGUUUAUAUACCAUCAAAAUCUGUCAUUGAGAAAAAGUUGUCUAUUCUGGAUAAGGCACUUGAGGCAAACCCAUCAUCUGUUGAAUUGAAACUGGCCAAGCUGGAGUUAUGCCAAGAUGUUUGGGAAGCUGAAAAGCUAGAAAAAUCCUGGCAAGAUCUUUUGUUUGCCUACUCUUCUGAUGUUGACCUUUGGCAGCAAUACCUCUCCAAUCAGCAGUCGCAGCUCUUCAGGUUUUCCUUCAGUAAAAUGGUCAAAUCCUACCACAGGUGUUUCCACACCCUGGUACCCAUACACGAUGGGCAAGUUAAAGUUGUUCACAAGAAGGAUGGUUUAGAGGAGAAAUUGAUCAGGUUGUUCUCUCAGUACUGUGACUUCCUGCACAGUGUGGGCCACACAGAGCGGGCUGUCAGCAGCUACCAAGCUCUCAUUGAGUUCAACCUGUUUUGUCCAGCUUCUCUCAAUCUCAGCCUAUCAAGGGAGAGAGUCACGGCUUUUGAGGAAUUCUGGGAAAGCGGGGUGCCACGGUUUGGGGAACCCAAUGCUAGAGGCUGGAAUAAAUGGGUUGAGAAACCUCAAACAGAAACUUCAACUUUUAUUCCAUCUUCAGAAAACACUGAUCAAUUAGAGGAUGCCAUUGUUUUGGAAAAGCUUACUAGAUCUCAGUCAUGGCUUAAGAUGGAAGAGGUUCGUCAGAACUUCCAUUGGUUGCCAUGGAGACCGGACACAGAGAAAGGGGAAACAGAUGAGAACUGUGAAGACUUGGAUAGGAUUGUGUUGUUUGAGGACAUUGGACCUGCUAUGUUUCGGUUCACAAAGUCUGAAUCCUGUGUUAGAAUAGUUGGUCUCUUCCUCAAGUUUCUGGGUUUGUCCUCUGAUGUGUUGGAUAAAAAACUGGCUCUACUUAGUGGCCUGGAUUAUAGCUCAAAGUUUGAGCAGUAUGUGCGGACAAUGUUGUUUCAGUAUCCAACUUUAUCAGAUUUUAAUGUGGAGUUAAACUGCAACCCAACAUGGAAGCCAAAGGAAUACCUGGUGAGAUUUAUUCGGGACACCAUCGAACAAGCUGAGUCCUAUUUUAUUUCAACCAAUCGGGUUCUCUUCACGCUGCUGCGAAUGGAGCUUGAGGUUUUAAAAACCGGAGCCAAAAGAGUUUCAGAGGUGCCACAACCACAGAUAAAAGAGAUUAAAAAGUUUGGUAAAAAUCUGCUGAAAGAAAGCCAUAACAGAAAUAAUCUUGUGGUGUGGGACGCGUAUAUUAGGAUUCUGUGGGCGUGUUCUGACAAAAUGGCUGAAACUGUCAACAUGAUAAAUGUUGCCUUGAAUAUGUUCAUGGGAAGUUCCGCUCCAUCUGACCCGGAAAAAUCUUUAGGGCUGUGUUUGUUGUGCAGGACUUUCUCUCAGAUAAUGUUGAACUUUGAACCCCUGGAACACAUCAGCCCGGUGGGUAGACGCUGCCCACCCACGCAAGAUGACAAGAACCAGGUCAUUGGGUGCCUCGGGGCACUCGUUGAGAAUAAAUCAUUCAAAAGCAGCGCCAAGCUCAACGUAACUCCAGCAUAUGUGCUGAAAAUUAGAAAAUGUUUUGAAAAAACUUUAAGCGAGCAGUUGGAGAAGUUGAGUCGCCAAGCAGACGACACACACUGUGAGCUACUGACGGCUUUAGUUGAAUGUUUUGCUAUGUUUGAGUUCAGUGCCUCCAACUUUAAAGCUGCCAACUGUGUCUACUCACAUGCUGUUUCUCAACUAGAAGCACUCUGUGAUACAAAUCCAACAGCCUUUAAACUUUUAGCAGUUAAAAAACACAUCUACCUUAACCAAAUGUCUUUCCUGUUCAAUGCCAAACACAUCCUUGUCAUUCCCCUAACAGAGUUGAGACAGUUAAUUGAUAAAGCUCUUAGUGAGUUCCAGAACUGUCCUCAGUUCCACGCUGCCUUUAUCAGAAUAGAAUCUGGUGCCAACAUUGCCGGCAGACUUAGAAAGUUUUACGACCGCAGUCUAAAAAUGUGCACUAGUGUUGUGGUGCCAUUGCAUGCUGUGUUCUCAGAGCUAGUCAGGCACAAAUCUAUUAUGAAAGCACUGGAUCUUGCAGACUUUCUACAAACAGAUUACACUAUACUACAAGACAGUGGCAGUGUCAACCGUAUCAGGGCAUUAUUUGAGCACUGUGUCAAGUUGCAGGCUAGUCGUCACUGUCCACUCGUAUGGAGGCUGUAUCUGAUGUUUGAGGUGAAAUAUGGCAAUAUGGGGCGAGCCAAAGGGAUCUUCUACAGAGCUUUGCAGCAUUGUCCUUGGGCCAAGUGCAUCUAUACUGAUGGCAUCUCCAUAUUUGGAGAUGCUGAACUACAGGAAGUCCAGGAUCUGAUGACUGAGAAGGAGGUCAGGGUCAGGAUUCCUAUAGAGGAGGUCGACCUGCUGUUAACUGCUGAGAAAGAGGAGUCAGACCAAGAGAUGGAUGGUGGUCAAGAGGACAAAGAUCUUGAGUGUGAAGAUGGGAACUAUCAAGAACAUGACAUGGGUCUUAAGUCUGAAGUUCCUGAAAAUGACCAGGAACACUUAGAUCAAAAGUCUGAAGACAAUGAGGACUAUGAAGAAGACACAAACAUAAAACCUGAAGAUAUUGACUCUGAGAACUAUCAGCAACACUUAGAUCAAAAGUCUGAAGACAAUGAGGACUAUGAAGAAGACACAGACAUAAAACCUGAAGAUAUUGAGAACUAUCAGGAACACUUAAAGUAUGCUGGCAGUGAAAAUUCUGAAGACAAUGAGAAUUACCAGGAACAACUCCAGGACCCAUAAUGUUAAUAUAGAAUAAACUUCACUUUGUAAUUUUAUGUAAUGAACAUACAAAAAUUUGUAUGAUACAAUAUAAAUAUCUGAUUUGUGAUUUUAUAAAAUAAAACUUAUUCAAUGAAUUAUUUUGUUGACUACUUAAAA
Molecule: messenger RNA, 4008 nt
Organism: Physella acuta
Lineage: Eukaryota; Metazoa; Mollusca; Gastropoda; Physidae
Product: nuclear exosome regulator NRDE2
Biological process (GO): negative regulation of RNA catabolic process; regulatory ncRNA-mediated heterochromatin formation; RNA processing
Cellular component (GO): catalytic step 2 spliceosome
Molecular function (GO): protein binding
Source: RefSeq, a predicted model, not a curated record